AAGGGAGGAGGGGGUUGAGUUUAUACCAGUCACAUAUUAUUUUUUCACAGACACGUAUGCAUCGAAGAAGGGGGUUAUUGACAUUGGCACACACAUAGAUGCCUGUGGCAGUAACGAUACCCAGCUAUCAGCUCCGCAUCUACGCUUCGCUCUUCUUCAUUGCCAAGGCGAAGAAAACCACCAUGGCCAGCACUAGCAAUUCUGGGGCCUUCACCACAAUUCAAGAGACCGUCACCUUCGAGAAAGAGAUCAAGAAAAGCAAGUUCAUCGCCAUCGCUGGCCCCAUCUCCGACGACAAGUCCGCCAUGUCUUUCCUUUCCCAGGUCCGGGAUCCACGUGCUACCCACAAUUGCUGGGCUUAUAAGGUGGGGGGUCAAUGCCGGUCCAAUGAUGAUGGUGAGCCUUCAGGAACAGCUGGGAAACCAAUACAAUCUGCUAUUGCUUCUUCAGGAAUAGAUAGACUCAUGGUGGUUGUGAUCAGGUAUUUUGGAGGUAUCAAAUUAGGAACCGGUGGAUUGGUUAGGGCUUAUGGAGGAGUUGCAUCAGAAUGCCUGAGGAAUGCGCCAACGUGCCUUGUGAAAGCAAAGGUGUCAAUGGGUAUAGAGGUCCCCUUUGAUCUACUUGGAGUUCUCUACCAUCAGCUGCAGUCUUUUCACGUCCAAGACAUCAAGCAGGAUUAUGAUACCGGCAAAGAUGGCAUAUCUAUGGUUACUUUUAAAGUUGAUUUUGACCAAGUUGAGAAAUUGGAGGAUGCAUUGAAAUCCAAUUGUAGCCGAGAAUUGAAGUUUUAUAAGCGUUAAGACUUUGAGACAGGAGUUUUUUUAUUUUAUUUUCCUUAUACAUGGUUGGGAUUAACUUGAGACAAGAUGUAUAUUCAUCUGAGGAUGUGGUUAAUGGGACAUCCACAGGCUCAGUGUAUAAAAUUUUGUGGCUAAGUACAUCCUUGCCGCUAAUAGGACUAAUUUGCAGAUAAGAAAUCUAACUGAUUUACAGAAUGAUUUUAAGAAGUAUUAGUAAUUUACUAAUUAUGUUACAUAGUUCGUAAAUUCAGUAGAAAUUUGUACAGAUCUAUAUCUAUAUAGAAAACACAUUUGUU
Molecule: messenger RNA, 1096 nt
Organism: Abrus precatorius (Indian licorice)
Lineage: Eukaryota; Viridiplantae; Streptophyta; Magnoliopsida; Fabales; Fabaceae
Product: IMPACT family member in pol 5'region
Exons: 6
Coding region: 99-800 (233 amino acids)
Biological process (GO): regulation of translational initiation
Cellular component (GO): cytoplasm
Source: RefSeq, a predicted model, not a curated record